AUGGCUCUUUCAAUCACCAAGGAGUUCCUGGAGGUGGAAGAAGUGACCUCGGGGGUUUUGCAAAAGGCAGAUAAGACCAAACUGCAGGAAUUAAUAGACAAGCUAGGGUUGAAUUUACCUCCUAAUAAUGGAAGUGAAGAUGUUAAAAACUUUGCAGAAAGAUUUGUUGAUGUCUGGAUCAAGCUUCCUGGUCUAGCUCCUAAUAACAAUCCAGAGGAAAGAGGACGAAAUUUGGUCCGAGUAAAGGCUGCUUUCGGAGCAGCCUUACAGUUUGAACUAGCUAAGAUGUUAAAAGUACAAUGUCAUGAUUUGGAUAAAAGCUCACCCACUUGUGGUGAAGUAAUAGAGGAAGCUAAUCGUCUGGGGGCAAAUAUAGAAUUGAAGCUCAGAGCCAUGCAGACCAUAGAGGCUCCUAACACUGAGAAAAACCCAGGGAAGUGUGACAGUUGUGGAAAAGAGGGUGAUUUGGCUAAAAGGUGCAACUUAGAAAAGGGAAAUACUGACAAAACAGGCCCCAAACUGGAUAAGAAAGAGUCUGGAUGGGAGAGGUUGUCCUUGAACGAGCAUCUUAUGUUAUUGGAACAGCUCCAGCGCUGUACUGAACUUCAGGUAAAAGAACUCAUUAAUAAAAAACUAGAGCAAACCAUCACCAUCUUUGAGCCCAUUAUUUUCACGGCCAUCGAGAACCAUUUGGAUAGCUGCUAUAUUUUGAUGGGGUGUCAGCAGCUUGAGGAGAUUCCCCUAAAGGUGUUCACGACAUCAUUCCCGGCAAGUGGGUCUACGUUAAGAAAAUACACAAAGAACCGUUGGGUGCCAAGUGGGAAGAGUGCUGCCAAUCCAGCAGUGAACAGAAAUGAUGAAAAUGUGAAGAGAGGUAACUGGUCCUCGAAGACUGACUACUUGCUCUCGAUGAUUGGCUGUGCUGUGGGUCUAGGCAAUGUCUGGAGAUUCCCUUUCCUGGCUUACAAAAAUGGAGGAGGUGUAUUUCUUAUUCCCUACUCAAUCAUGCUGGGUCUUGUUGGGAUACCAAUAUUUUUCUUGGAAUCUUCCUUUGGACAGUUUGCCAGCCUCGGGCCUGUUGCAGUGUGGAAAUCUGUACCAAUGUUACAAGGUGUUGGAGUCACCAUGGUCCUUCUGAUCAUAAUUGCCAACAUUUCCUAUGCCUGCAUUAUUGGUUACAGUCUGUACUACCUGUUUGCUUCCUUCCAAUCACCCCUAGAUAUGCUAUUGAGUGUCAUAGGAUGCAUCUUCAUGAAGUGGGAACCUUCACUGUUGAUUGAGCAAUACUGGGAUCAAGCAGUUUUACACCGUACAAGUUCAUUGGAUGAGACUGGGGAGAUAGUCUGGCAUUUAGCCCUCUGUCUGCUUCUAGCCUGGCUGAUGGUUGGGGCAGCAUUUUUGAAAGGAAUCAAAUCUUCAGGAAAGGUUGUUUAUUUCACUGCAAUUAUCCCGUAUGUGGUUGUGACGAUACUCCUGAUCCGAGGGGUUACCCUGGAGGGAGCCUCUAAAGGAAUUGAAUUCUACAUCGGAAGCCAUUCAGACUUCUCCAAACUGGCUGAUGCUCAGGUCUGGAAAGAUGCUGCAACACAAAUUUUCUACUCGACAUCAGUGGGUUGGGGCAGUUUAAUCACAUUGUCAUCCUACAACAAAUUCCACAACAACUGUUACCAAGAUACCAUCAUUGUCUGUGUUGUUAAUUGUGCUACGAGUGUGUUUGCGGGAUUUAUCAUCUUCUCCACUCUUGGACACAUGGCUCAUGUGCAAAACAAGCCCGUUUCAGAGGUUGCACGGUCAGGGUUUGGUUUGGCCUUUAUUGCCUACCCAGAGGCCCUUGCACAGUUGCCAUGGGCAACUUUAUGGUCCAUUUUAUUUUUCUUCAUGCUGCUCACUUUGGGACUUGACACAUUGUUUGCAAGUUUUGAAACAGUAAUAACAAGCCUGCUGGACCAGUUUCCUGAGUUCCUUAGGCCAAAGCGUCUUUAUCUGACAGCUGGUCUUUGUUUGUUAUUUUAUUUCCUUGGCCUUCUGUUUGUAACACAGGAGAUGGAAGCGACACCAGUUAUAGUAAUGGAGGAGGAAGCUCUAUCACGAUAA
This is a messenger RNA of Hemiscyllium ocellatum (epaulette shark), 2094 nucleotides long. Its product is annotated as sodium- and chloride-dependent neutral and basic amino acid transporter B(0+)-like. Gene Ontology annotation, cellular component: membrane. The transcript is spliced from 14 exons. Bases 1 to 2094 code for a protein of 697 amino acids. Gene Ontology annotation, molecular function: L-proline transmembrane transporter activity. Gene Ontology annotation, biological process: sodium ion transmembrane transport. The record is from RefSeq and is a predicted model, not a curated record. Lineage: Eukaryota; Metazoa; Chordata; Chondrichthyes; Orectolobiformes; Hemiscylliidae.